This is a messenger RNA of Rhodotorula toruloides NP11, 1965 nucleotides long. Its product is annotated as transcription initiation factor TFIIF subunit alpha. Gene Ontology annotation, biological process: positive regulation of transcription elongation by RNA polymerase II; transcription initiation at RNA polymerase II promoter. The transcript is spliced from 4 exons. Gene Ontology annotation, cellular component: transcription factor TFIIF complex; nucleus. NCBI's taxonomy places the organism in Eukaryota, Fungi, Basidiomycota, Microbotryomycetes, Sporidiobolales, Sporidiobolaceae. The record is from RefSeq and is a predicted model, not a curated record. The coding region runs from base 1 to 1965 and encodes 654 amino acids. Gene Ontology annotation, molecular function: DNA binding; TFIIF-class transcription factor complex binding; RNA polymerase II general transcription initiation factor activity.
AUGGACCGCCAGAUCAAGGCCGAGCCCGGCGCAGCCGACACUCCCUCCGCCAAUUCUGCCACCGCUUCCCCUCUCCCGACCUCGGCCAACUACACCGACUUCAUCCUCCGCUCGACCGCGCCGUCCACUUCGUCGGGGUGGAAGCACAACGUGAUGAAGUUUGCCGUGUCGGGCGACCGCGAGAUUGACCCCACGGACGAGUCGCUCUUCAUGCGCCCUGUCAAGCUGAACCGCAAGGAUCCGCGGACGGUCAGGCGGUUGACGGACGAGGACAGGGAGAGGCAUAACAAGCGGGCGCUUGCGCGGGCAGCCAAGGCAGCGGGUACGAGUAUGGAUAUCGAUGUCAAGCCUGGCGAGGGCGUCAAGGCGGAGGAUCAGGAAGGCGAGGGAGACGAGGACAAGGAGGAGUUGAACCCGGAGCUCGUGGGCAGGGGCGCGAACGGGACGACCGGGAUGCAGCGGCGCGGACCGAGCGGGCAGUUCAAGAAGAAGACGAAGCGGGUGUACGUCUCGAGCGAGGAGGCGCGGCGGCUGAGGCGGGAAGAGUGGCAGCCUUGGGUUCUCGAGGACGACGAGGGCCAGGAGAGGUGGAUCGGCAGGCUCGAGGGAGGCGCAGGAGAAGUCGAGGCCAAGUCUUCGCAGACGGACUCGAAGAACGGAGCGGGUCUGUCGGGCUGGCGACCUGCGGCGGAGGCGAGCGCGACAGGAGGCGGAGGCAGCGCCUACGUCGCCUUCGUUCUCAGCGACGACGGCGAGCACUUUGAGGUCGUCCCAAUCAACCGGUGGUACCGCUUCAACCAGGGCCCGAAGUACAUGACUCUGGCGGAGGAAGAGGCGGAGCAGGAGUACAAUCGUCAGCAAAAGUCGAAGGAGACCGAGCGCUGGAUGAUGCACCGCCGCACCGCACCCGCUUCAGGCAGCUCAACUCCCCAGCCCUCCGCCUCGACAUCCGGCUCCAACGGCACCGGCAACGGUGGGGCAGUCUCUGCAUCUGCUCUGCGUGCUCGUAUGAUGGCUCGCUCAGCGACUGGUACGCGUGCGGACUCGAGCGAUGUGGACGAGAGGGGAAGGCCUCGCGUCAGGACGGUCAUCUCGGCUGGUGGAGAGGGCGGACGAGGUGGAGGCGGAGCGAGGGGCGGGCGGGCGCAGGACCAGGAUGCGGACGAGUUUGACUACGAGGAGGACUUUCAGGAUGAUGAGGAGGGCAUCGCGCAGAUUGAUGACUUGGCGGACGAGGACGAGCGCAAGGAGCUGGAGGAACGCAUCCGCCGCGAAAUGCGCGCCGUCGAGCGGAUGGAAGACACGCCCGAAGUGGAAGAUGACGACGAGGCGACCAAGCGCCUGACGGGCACAGGCAAGGAGAUCAAAAAACUCGUCAAGAAGUCGGACAAGUCGGGCGCGUACGAGUCGGACGACGAGGACGAGAACCCGUAUGCGAGCGACGAAGCCGACUCGGACGACAACGCCUCGACGACCUCCGCUCCGCGCGGUGACUCCAAUUCGCGCGCCGCCUCCCCGAACCCCGCCUCUCCUUCCUCUGCCGCCCGCUCGCGCAACGCCUCCCACUCGCGCGAUGGGUCGCCUGCCGGUUCGGGCUCGGCACUCGUCGCGAAGAGGGCGACGUCGCCUGCUCCAGGCUCCUCCUCCGGCUCAGGGAAGCGCAAGCGCAGCGCGCACUCGGCUGAUGGCGCCGCGUCCGACUCGGACGCCGGUGGCGACCCCUCGAAGCGCCGCAAAGCGCACGGCAAAUCUCCUUCUCCCGCUCCAACCGCCCUCAUCACGCAAGCGGACUUGAUCGCGUACCUCAAGACCAAGGCGAACCAGACUAGCACGACCAAGGAGGUCUUGACGCAUUUCAGGAAGGCGAUCAAGGGUGAUGCGAGGAACAAGGCGAGUAUUGGAGGGCUUUUGCAGGCGGUCGCGAAUCUGGUCGGGGGGAACUUGGUGCUCAAGCAGGGGUUGUGA